AUGUUCAAUCGCAACCACUCACAUCAUGAUCAGCCCAGUAGCUACGGGCAGCCAAACAUGGGCUUUCCAUCCCCCGAACCAGGGUUCGGCGCGCCAGGCUAUAAUCCGUCCUACGGCCCGCCUCCUGGUGGUCCUCCUCCACCUCCGGUGAACCGCUCGAUGUAUCCCGGUCAAGCUGCGCACUACGGCCCGCCACCAGGCGACUACGGUGCUCCUCCUGGCCCUCCACCCGGAGGCUACGGGAACUAUGGACCACCGCCCGGACCACCUCCCGGUGGAAACUAUGGCCCUCCUCCUGGGCCUCCUCCUCGCCCGUCCUCCCACAACUACGGUCCACCUCCAGGGCCCCCUCCCCAAUCGUCAUACGGUGGGUAUGGCGGAGGUUACGGAGGCGGUAACGACUACGCUCCGCCUUCUGGUCCUCCUCCCCGCCCUCCUGCUCGGGAGCAGCACUACGGCCCUCACUUCCAGAACAAUGGCCAGGAUCAACAACCGUACUUCAUGUACUCGCAGUGUACUGGGAAGCGCAAGGCACUCUGCAUCGGUAUCAACUACUUCGGACAGAACGCGGAAUUGAAGGGAUGCAUCAACGAUGCACGUAAUAUACAGCGUUUCUUGAUGGAGCGUUACCAGUACAAGAAGGAAGAUAUGGUCAUGCUUACAGACGAUCAGCAAGAUCCGCGUUCUCAGCCGACGAAGGAGAACAUCAUCCGCGCAAUGCAAUGGCUCGUUUCGGACGCGCAGCCGAAUGACUCGCUGUUCUUCCAUUACUCUGGGCAUGGCGGUCAAACCAAGGAUCUGGACGGCGACGAAGCUGACGGCUACGACGAGGUCAUCUACCCCGUCGACUUCAAGCAAAACAGCCACAUCGUCGACGACGUUAUGCACGACAUCAUGGUCAAGCCUCUUCCUGCCGGAUGCCGCCUCACUGCGAUCUUCGACUCAUGCCACUCGGGAUCCGCACUUGAUCUUCCGUACAUCUACUCGACGGAGGGCAAGGUCAAGGAACCGAACCUCGCCGCCGAAGCUGGCCAGGGCUUGCUCGGCGCUGUCUCCAGCUAUGCCCGUGGCGACAUGAGCGGCGUGUUCAGCUCAGUCUCCGGUCUUCUGAAGACUGCAACGGGUUCCGACAAGCGCGCGAACGAAAAGGCCAAGCGCACCAAGACGAGCCCGGCGGACGUCAUCUCGUGGUCCGGUUGCAAGGACAGUCAGACCUCCGCGGACGCUUUCGAGGCGGGUACUGCGACGGGCGCGAUGUCGUUCGCAUUCAUCUCGGCUCUCAGUCAGGGUGGCGAGCAGAGCUACCAAUCGCUGCUUAUCACGAUUCGUGGCAUCCUGAAGGCCAAAUAUUCGCAGAAGCCACAGCUGAGCAGCUCUCACCCCAUGGAUACGAACCUGAUGUUCACGAUGUAG
This is a messenger RNA of Peniophora sp. CBMAI 1063, 1413 nucleotides long. The record is from the annotation of a GenBank genome assembly. NCBI's taxonomy places the organism in Eukaryota, Fungi, Basidiomycota, Agaricomycetes, Russulales, Peniophoraceae.